Microsporum canis CBS 113480 is the source of this 2307-nucleotide messenger RNA. Its product is annotated as C2H2 type zinc finger domain-containing protein. Lineage: Eukaryota; Fungi; Ascomycota; Eurotiomycetes; Onygenales; Arthrodermataceae. The transcript has 2 exons. Gene Ontology annotation, biological process: regulation of DNA-templated transcription. The coding region runs from base 1 to 2307 and encodes 768 amino acids. The record is from RefSeq and is a predicted model, not a curated record. Gene Ontology annotation, molecular function: DNA-binding transcription factor activity, RNA polymerase II-specific; RNA polymerase II cis-regulatory region sequence-specific DNA binding.
AUGGAGGCACCUUCACAGAAUGGGAGGGAGAGGUCGUCAUCGGCGGCACAAAGCAAUAAUAACUCCCACUUCGCCCCAGAUCCUACCAACAGCAACCGACUACAUACCAACCAAUCACUUUCGGGAACUAGUAAUAGUGACAAUAACUAUCUAACAACUACAUCGACAAGCAAUCAGCAGUUCCUCUUUACAACUCCCUACCUAACAGCUACAUCUCAAGACGGGCUUGGGUUCACCACCAAUGUGACGGCGCCCGAACGCUCGUUCAAUCAACAGGAAGACUUCUCCCAGACCUUUGAUACCAAUUUCCUUGACUCGCUAGAACACUCCACUGCCGGCGUAAACGACAGUAGAGACUCGCAGCCCUUCCCGGAAUUUGAUAAUUCUGACCACGGCUUCAAUUUUGACGAAUUCAGUACCUUUACACACCAAGACCAAACCUCGGGGUUCAACACAUCGAACGCAAUGAUGAGCACUAUCCAGCAGCCUACCAUCAACCCGGCGGACUUUGCUCAACCACUAUCUUCGCCACAAAUGCCGACUUCUCCUCACCUAAUCCCACCAGAGACCGUUUCCUCCCCUAAUCGUCCUGCCUCCCCUGCCGCUGCUUCGAGCCCUGGAACGUUCUACACGCCCCAGCACUCCCGGCAUACUUCGCUGGAUCCCGCCAGUGCGGCAUAUAUCAGUACUGAUUCACAGUCCAACUGGCACGGCAUACUCGGGAACAGCUCAUUUCGGGGUCAUCGGCGUGCACCGUCAGAACAUUCCGAUGUCUCGUCUGUCUCGCACUCACCCUUCUUACCACAACAUGAUACAUUCGAUAACUCUGCUCAUCCUUCUGCACAGCCAUCUCCUCGCCUCCCCCCUCAGGCUGACCCACGUUUGUAUGACAAUGCCUUUGGAAUGGAAGCCUUCACGAUAUCAGAACGAGACCAGAAUAAUGGAUAUAGCCCUGCGCAUAGUCCAUAUAUCUCUCCUCGCCUCUCUCCACAGUUGCAUAACACAGACCUAGAUCCAGACAGCUCACUACUAUUAGCCCAACAUAUCCCCCGAGUGCAAGGCACUCAGGACCCAUAUGCAGGAACGUCAGCCCCGCCCGUACCUGGCUUUCAGGCUCAAGCUGGGCUCGGGGAUAUGGGACAAGCAGCCCAGAUGACGCCCCCUUCAAUCAAUGUUGAAUUUGCACCCCCCUCCAGAACGUCAACUGUAGAUGCUCCAAAGCUAAAUGCAGACGGGGAUACAUUGAGUCCCCCAAUCAGUCGUGCUCGGGGACGAAGCAAAUCAGACCCCUUUAUGUCACGACCAAUGUCACCUUCUUCACUUGGCGCAUCUCUGGGAGGGACAAAUUCAAAUGCCGGAUCUCUAUCACCAUCCUUAGUCCCGAGUGGCACUUUCAGUACACCAUCUUCGCGGGAAGUCUCUCCAGUUAGCAAGAAUAGACGCCAGUCAACAUCUUCCCUUGACAGCCGUAGCUAUAUCUUGGACCUUGCAAAUCCCCAGCGGCCCGGAUCUAAUCCACAAGACUCGAAAAGAGUUCAAAAGCACCCUGCAACAUUCCAGUGCACACUUUGUCCCAAGAAGUUCACAAGAGCAUAUAAUCUGCGCUCUCAUCUUCGAACCCACACAGAUGAAAGACCAUUCGUCUGCACCAUUUGUGGUAGAGCAUUUGCCCGCCAGCAUGAUCGUAGACGGCAUGAAAGCUUACACUCUGGUGAGAGGAGAUUUGUCUGUCGUGGCGACAUGUCUAGCGGCCGCCAAUGGGGUUGCGGUCGGCGAUUCGCCCGUGCCGAUGCUCUAGGUCGCCAUUUCCGCUCUGAAGCUGGCCGAGUAUGCAUAAAGCCUCUUCUUGAUGAAGAGGCUCUUGAACGUGAUGCUCUUAAUCAGCAGCAGCAGCAGCAGCAGCAACAACAACAAGGAAGCACUUCGCCUGGGCACUUACAGCCGAACAACCAGCCAUUAACAAUACCAGGCAUGGACGGACAUGGAAGCUCUUUCACGCUGCCUGCCGCUUUAUUGGCCCAAUAUCCGGCCCUUCAAGGCUUACAGUGGGAUCAAAUUGCACCUCCAGUGGACGACAAUAGUGACAUUGGAGGGCGAAGUAGCUUUGAUGCAAGCUCUGGUGGGGAGUUCGGAUUCGGGGACGAAGAAGACCCUGUCAAUACUGGGUACUUGAACCAGCCAUCUGGUCAGCCACAGCAACAACAACAACAGCAACUGGGAGCUGGCCAGCUUAACCCUGGCCCUGCUGGUAGCGGGUGGCCACAGUCUGGCCAGGCGUGGACAAAUGAAUAUAAUAGCAUCAGAUAG